UGACAUAUAUUUAAAAGGAACCCAUUAGUGGCGUGGCAAUUCGAUAAACCUUUUUUUAAACCGUUUUGUAAAGAUUUCAAUCAGAUGGUGAUUACGUGGGGCUAAUAAUAUAAAUAUGAGGAUUGUGAAUGAUUUAUGAGCGAUCUUUUUUUCUGCAAUAGAUUGGUCCAGCCUGACCUGCUGUAAAGCAGUUUGAUAUUUGGUCAACAUGGCUGCGUCCUGCGCUGUUGGUUUGGGUGUUUCGUUGGCGAGAGGACUCGUGAGAUACGCAGAGGCAAGCCGGUUGCUUGCACCAUGCAGAGUCCUGCCUCAAUCCUGCAUCCAUACAACCACCGCUCUGGAAGGCAAUAAAAACUGGGAGCGAAAGAACCGCGUCCUGCACCAGCCGCAGCCUCCCGAGGAAACACGCAGAGCAGCCGAAGUAUACCACUGUCGAAGACAAAUUAAAUACAGCAAGGACAAGAUGUGGUAUUUGGCAAAAAUGAUCAGAGGCAUGACUAUUGAGCAGGCCAUAGCACAGCUGGAGUUCAAUGACAAAAAGGGGGCGGCAAUAAUCAAAGAGGUUCUUCUGGAAGCCCAGGAGAUGGCAGUGAAAAGCCACAAUGUGGAAUACAAGUCGAAUCUGUAUGUUGCCGAGUCCUUCUCUGGUAAGGGUCAGUAUCUGAAGCGAAUCCGAAUCCAUGGCAGAGGCAUGUUCGGCAUCAUGGACAAGGUGUACUGCCAUUACUUUGUGAAGCUGGUGGAGGGCGUGGCUCCCACAGAGGAGCCGAGGACUGGCUUUGAUCAGGCCAAGGAGUAUGUGCAACAGCUUCGCAAUCGAACCAUCAUCCACUCUCUGUAGCAAAGAAACACAUGGCAUCCUCCAGCGAGCCCUCACACAUCAUCCUACAGCAAGCCCUCACACAUCAUCCUCCAGCAAGCUCUCACACAUCAUCCUCCAGCAAGCUCUCGCACAUCAUCCUCCAGCAAGCUCUCGCACAUCAUCCUCCAGCAAGCCCUCACACAUCAUCCUCCAGCAAGCCCUCACACAUCAUCCUCCAGCAAGCUCUCACACAUCAUCCUCCAGCAAGCCCUCACACAUCAUCCUCCAGCAAGCUCUCACACAUCAUCCUCCAGCAAGCUCUCACACAUCAUCCUCCAGCAAGCUCUCACACAUCAUCCUACAGCAAGCCCUCACACAUCAUCCUACAGCAAGCCCUCACACAUCAUCCUCCAGCAAGCUCUCACACAUCAUCCUCCAGCAAGCUCUCGCACAUCAUCCUCCAGCAAGCUCUCGCACAUCAUCCUCCAGCAAGCCCUCACACAUCAUCCUCCAGCAAGCUCUCGCACAUCAUCCUCCAGCAAGCUCUCACACAUCAUCCUCCAGCAAGCUCUCGCACAUCAUCCUCCAGCAAGCUCUCACACAUCAUCCUCCAGCAAGCUCUCGCACAUCAUCCUCCAGCAAGCUCUCGCACAUCAUCCUCCAGCAAGCUCUCACACAUCAUCCUCCAGCAAGCUCUCACACAUCAUCCUCCAGCAAGCCCUCGCACAUCAUCCUCCAGCAAGCUCUCGCACAUCAUCCUCCAGCGAGCCCUCACACAUCAUCCUCCAGCAAGCUCUCACACAUCAUCCUCCAGCAAGCUCUCGCACAUCAUCCUCCAGCAAGCCCUCACACAUCAUCCUCCAGCAAGCUCUCACACAUCAUCCUCCAGCAAGCUCUCGCACAUCAUCCUCCAGCAAGCUCUCGCACAUCAUCCUCCAGCAAGCCUUCACACAUCAUCCUCCAGCGAGCCCUCACACAUCAUCCUCCAGCGAGCCCUCACACAUCAUCCUCCAGCGAGCCCUCACACAUCAUCCUCCAGCGAGCUCUCACACAUCAUCCUCCAGCAAGCUCUCGCACAUCAUCCUCCAGCAAGCCUUCACACAUCAUCCUCCAGCGAGCUCUCACACAUCAUCCUCCAGCAAGCUCUCGCACAUCAUCCUCCAGCAAGCUCUCGCACAUCAUCCUCCAGCGAGCCCUCACACAUCAUCCUCCAGCAAGCUCUCACACAUCAUCCUCCAGCAAGCUCUCGCACAUCAUCCUCCAGCAAGCCUUCACACAUCAUCCUCCAGCAAGCUCUCGCACAUCAUCCUCCAGCAAGCUCUCACACAUCAUCCUCCAGCAAGCUCUCGCACAUCAUCCUCCAGCGAGCUCUCGCACAUCAUCCUCCAGCAAGCUCUCGCACAUCAUCCUCCAGCAAGCUCUCACACAUCAUCCUCCAGCAAGCUCUCGCACAUCAUCCUCCAGCGAGCCCUCACACAUCAUCCUCCAGCAAGCUCUCACACAUCAUCCUCCAGCAAGCUCUCGCACAUCAUCCUCCAGCAAGCUCUUUUUUGUGUUGAUCUAAACAAUAAACAUGAUAUCCAGUCCAUUUCCAAA
Messenger RNA from Acipenser ruthenus (sterlet), 2398 nucleotides. RefSeq names its product large ribosomal subunit protein uL22m-like. The transcript has 7 exons. Bases 209 to 841 code for a protein of 210 amino acids. Lineage: Eukaryota; Metazoa; Chordata; Actinopteri; Acipenseriformes; Acipenseridae. The record is from RefSeq and is a predicted model, not a curated record. Gene Ontology annotation, biological process: ribosome assembly; translation. Gene Ontology annotation, cellular component: ribosome; mitochondrial large ribosomal subunit. Gene Ontology annotation, molecular function: structural constituent of ribosome.